This is a messenger RNA of Cynocephalus volans (Philippine flying lemur), 408 nucleotides long. It is a transcript of the gene SELENOK, whose product is annotated as selenoprotein K. Lineage: Eukaryota; Metazoa; Chordata; Mammalia; Dermoptera; Cynocephalidae. Gene Ontology annotation, biological process: calcium ion transport; endoplasmic reticulum calcium ion homeostasis. Gene Ontology annotation, cellular component: Golgi apparatus; endoplasmic reticulum membrane. The transcript is spliced from 4 exons. The record is from RefSeq and is a predicted model, not a curated record.
GUCCUUCGUUACCGUUUUGUCUAAUUGUGACCUGUGACGUUUGAGGGCGGGGCGCGGAGGGCGCUACGAAAGCCAGAGGGGCCAGGAUUCCCAGUCGCUUCGAAGAGGAGAACGGGAGGCGGGAUGGUUUACAUCUCGAAUGGACAAGUGUUGGACAGCCGGAGUCAGUCCCCAUGGAGACUGUCUUUCAUAACCGAUUUCUUCUGGGGAAUAGCUGAGUUUGUGGUUUUCUUUUUCAAGACUCUGCUUCAGCAAGAUGUGAAAAAAAGAAGAGGCUACAGAAACUCGUCUGAUUCCAGAUAUGAUGAUGGAAGAGGGCCACCAGGAAACCCUCCCCGUAGAAUGGGUCGAAUCAAUCAUCUGCACGGCCCCAGUCCUCCUCCAAUGGCUGGUGGAUGAGGAAGGUGA